Molecule: messenger RNA, 8310 nt
Organism: Closterium sp. NIES-65
Lineage: Eukaryota; Viridiplantae; Streptophyta; Zygnematophyceae; Desmidiales; Closteriaceae
Source: the annotation of a GenBank genome assembly
AUGGCUGGCGUCUCCACGUCAUCAGCAUCCUCGGUCGUGAUCGCUUUUGCGUUCUUUCUCCUCGAGGCGUCUGUAGCGCGCGCCGUGGCUCCGGUCCCCAUGUCCUCGAACGAUAUGAACGCGCUGCUCGCAAUAAAGCCGGUUCUGGGUGUGACGCUAACGUCUUGGCAGUCAUCGUCGUCUCAGUGCACGCCGAUUGAACAGACCAAGAACGGCAAUGAGUGGGAUGCAGUGCAGUGCGAUGCAUCCGGAAACGUCGCUUACCUGAACUUCUACAUGCAGUCGCUGAAGGGAAGCAUGCCGACAGACAUCAGCAAGCUCUCCGCGCUCACUUACCUCAAUCUCUGCUACAACCUGCUGCACGCCAGCUUCACGCCUUGGACAGCCACUCUCAUGCAAAUGCCGCAACUCAAAGAAAUGCGAUUCUGUGCCAACUGGUUCUAUGGCACCAUCCCAACGUCUAUCAUCACUCUCACACGCCUAACCUACCUAGGUCUAUUCUCCAACUACCUCGUGGGCACGGUCCCAACACCCCCGCCCUCUCUCCAAUACUUCAGCGUGGAGCGAAAUCUCCUCACCGGCUCCUUCCCUUCCGGUGUCCCAACCACCGUGUGCAAGGCCAACUGCUUCACCAGCCCCCCUACUGCCUGCCCUCUUUCCACCCAGCGGGCCUCUACCAAGUGUGUGUUCUGCGGGGGAAUCUCCUGGGCGACGGGCAUGUGCCGGGGGUAUUUGGAGGGUUGCACCCCGGAUACGACUGGGCUGAGCAGUCCCAACGGGGGGAGCGCUGUGCUGCUGCCACGGUUCUGCGAGGCUGUCACGAUUCUCCCAGCUCACGUGUCCGUCCUGCUGGCGCUCAAGUCAUCUCUGGGAGUGACAGACACCACAUGGGCGGGCACAGGGGAGUGUACGGGGGAGGAAUCCUCCCAGGCUUCCCCUUACUGGGCUGGCGUCAAAUGCUCCGACACUGGGGCUGUCACAAGCAUCACUCUGCGAACACAAGGCCUCUCUGGAUCGCUCCCCUCAUCCAUCGCUGCACUCCCAACCCUCACCUCCCUGGACCUGAGCUCCAACCUCUUCAACCAGCAGCUGGACGGCUUUCUCUCUGUCUUGGUCUCGCUCACUUCGCUCCAGCAGCUGCUUCUGGGGUACAACUGGUUCUAUGGCUCAAUCCCCACCACCAUCUCUGAGCUCACCAAACUGACCGGCCUGUCCUUCUUCUCAAACUACCUCACCGGCUCGCUCCCCUCACUUCCCGCCUCACUUCUUGCGCUCGACAUAGCCUACAACUUCCUCUCCGGCUCGCUCCCCACCCUCCCCUCCACCCUCUCCCACUGCGCGGCCGAACACAACUGCCUUAUCCCCGCCGCCGCUGCCCCCUGCGCUCGCUUCGGCUCCACCCAACGCCCUGACGCAGUGGCGGGAGCAGCGGCAGCAUCAGCAACAGAGCGGUGCGCCGUGUGCGGGAUGGGCACGGCGGCAGAAGCAAGCUUAUGCUAUGAUGGGGACUGCGUUGUGUCUGUGGCCCCAGUGGUGGCUCAGGCAGGGACCAAUGGGCCGGCUCAAGCCGUGCUGGAUAUGCAGUGCACAGGCAACACACAAACCUCCAUGACAGAUGCCACAGUAAACGCUCUUCUUGCGCUCAAGAGCGCGUUGGGAGUGACGGCCACGGCAUGGGGGGGCAGUGGGGCGUGCACAGUGGAGGGAUACACCUCGGGCUCUGACUGGCCCGGAGUGGCCUGCGACUCCCUCGGGAACGUCCUCUCCAUUGAUCUAACGAGUCAGAAGCUCAAGGGGUCCAUGGCCUCGGAUGUCACCACUCUCACAUCGCUCACUCGCCUAACCUUCGACAGCAACCUUUUCUGGACGCCGCUUCACUCCUUUGUCUCCUACUUCUCUUCUCUCUCCAACCUUGUCGUGCUCGACCUGCAAUACAACUGGUUCUACGGUUCACUGCCUGCCUACCUGCUCAACCUCCCCAGCCUCACCAGCCUAGCCCUUGGCUGUAACUACCUCACGGGCUCCAUUCCUGCACCCACCUCAACCACUCUCGCCAAGCUCGCACUCACCCAAAACUUCCUCUCUGGCUCCUUCCCUCUCCUUAGCCGACGCUCACGCCCCCACCACUGUACGCGUUACGCACUGUUCCCGUUUCUCUCUACAGAAGACGCGCUGCUCGCAAUAAAGCCGGCUCUGGGCGUGACGCUAACGUCCUGGCAGGCGUCGUCUAGCUGCGGGCCGCUCGGGUUCGUGCAGCAGGCCAAUGAGUUUGGUGCCGUGUCGUGCGAUGGGUCCGGAAACGUCGUUUGGAUUCGCUCAAGGGAAGCAUGCCAACUGACAUCAGCAAGCUCUCCGCUCUCACCUUCCUGUGAGCCGCCCCUUCCUUUCCUCCCCUCCAUCCCACCUUCCCCCUUUUCCCGCCUUCCCCCAUUUCCCGCCUCCCCCCCUUUCUCUCCUCUUAACUCCUGGACUCGAAAACCGGAUGACAAGAGCCUUCAUCCAUCGGUGGCUGGCACAACCCCUGCCUUUCACGCACUUGCUUGGCAUUUCCCAGAAACACAGAAAUCUCUGCUACAACCUGCUGCGCGCCCCUCCGCCCUCCCCCCCCCCGCGUUCAGCAUCUCUGCUACAACCUGCUGCACGGCACGGCAGCUUCUGACGCAUCUCAAACUCCCUCCGCCUCUCCCACCCUUCCCUCUCCCCCCCUCCCCACAGCAAUCUCUGCUACAACCUGCUGCACGGCAGCUUCACGCCUUGGACCGCCACACUGAUGCAAAUGCCUCAACUCAUAGAUUUGUGAGUCCUUUUUUCGCCAGCAUAAUGGCCAGGCCAGCACAACCUUUCUCUCGCCAGCAGCACAAGCUUUCCCCGUGCUCUCGCUCUCCAGCUCCUGUGCUCUCACUCCCCCCUUCCCUCUCCGUGCAUGUGGCGUGUGGUGUGUGGCGUGUGGCGUGUGGGGAUCCCCCUCCCGUGCUCUCACUCCCCCUUUCCCUCCCCUUUGUGGGGAUGCCUCUCUGUGCGAGUGGCGUGUCCAACCUCGCUGUGCGAGUGGCGUGUCGUCCAACCUCUCUGUGCACCCGAGUGCAUACCACCAUCCGGUUCCACAGCACCAUCGUAACCACCCUGGAGGGUCGUUCCCGAUUGGAUUUGCAGGCGGAUUUGUGCCAAUUGGUUCUACGGCACUGUCCCAACAUCCAGUUAACCAUAUUCUCCAACUACCUCGUGGGCACGAUCCCCCCACUCCCCCCUUCGCUCGUAAACGUUUACGUGGAUGAAAACUUCUUCAUCGCCCGUUCCCCCUCCGGCGUCUCACCCGCCGUCUGCCACACCAACUGCUUCACCAGCAGCCCCCCUGCUGCCUGCCCCCUCUCCACCCAACGGCCCGCUGCCCAGUGUGUGUUUUGCGGCGGGGCGGCGGGGGCGACGGGCAUGUGCGGGGGGCUUCUGGAGGGGUGCACGGUGGACCCGACCGGGCUGACUGCGCCAAAUGGGGGCUCUGCUGCGCUGCUGCCGCAGUUCUGCGAGGCUGUCUACAUUCUCCCCGCGCAGGUGUCCGUCCUGAUGGCGCUCAAGUCGUCGCUGGGAGUGACGGACAGCACGUGGGUGGGCACAGGGGAGAGUACGGGGGCGAAAGCCUCCCAGGCGACGCCCUACUGGGCUGGGCGCUCUGCGCAUGCAAGGCGCCUCUGGGUCACUUCACUCCUCCGUCUCAUCGCUCUCAGCGCUCACCUCCCUGUACGUACGGUCCUGCCUCCCGGUCUCUUCUUGACACGUCUCAAAAGGCCCUCCUCUAUCCGUCUCAUCGCUCUCAGCGCUCACCUCCCUGUACGUACGGUCCUGCCUCCCGGUCUCUUCUUGACACGUCUCAAAAGGCCCUCCUCUAUCCGUCUCAUCGCUCUCAGCGCUCACCUCCCUGUACGUACGGUCCUGCCUCCCGGUCUCUUCUUGACACGUCUCAAAAGGCCCUCCUCUAUCCGUCUCAUCGCUCUCGGCGCUCACCUCCCUGUACGUACGGUCCUGCCUCCCGGUCUCUUCUUGACACGUCUCAAAAGGCCCUCCUCUAUCCGUCUCAUCGCUCUCAGCGCUCACCUCCCUGUACGUACGGUCCUGCCUCCCGGUCUCUUCUUGACACGUCUCAAAAGGCCCUCCUCUAUCCGUCUCAUCGCUCUCAGCGCUCACCUCCCUGUACGUACGGUCCUGCCUCCCGGUCUCUUCUUGACACGUCUCAAAAGGCCCUCCUCUAUCCGUCUCAUCGCUCUCAGCGCUCACCUCCCUGUACGUACGGUCCUGCCUCCCGGUCUCUUCUUGACACGUCUCAAAAGGCCCUCCUCUAUCCGUCUCAUCGCUCUCGGCGCUCACCUCCCUGUACGUACGGUCCUGCCUCCCGGUCUCUUCUUGACACGUCUCAAAAGGCCCUCCUCUAUCCGUCUCAUCGCUCUCAGCGCUCACCUCCCUGUACGUACGGUCCUGCCUCCCGGUCUCUUCUUGACACGUCUCAAAAGGCCCUCCUCUAUCCGUCUCAUCGCUCUCAGCGCUCACCUCCCUGUACGUACGGUCCUGCCUCCCGGUCUCUUCUUGACACGUCUCAAAAGGCCCUCCUCUAUCCGUCUCAUCGCUCUCAGCGCUCACCUCCCUGUACGUACGGUCCUGCCUCCCGGUCUCUUCUUGACACGUCUCAAAAGGCCCUCCUCUAUCCGUCUCAUCGCUCUCAGCGCUCACCUCCCUGUACGUACGGUCCUGCCUCCCGGUCUCUUCUUGACACGUCUCAAAAGGCCCUCCUCUAUCCGUCUCAUCGCUCUCAGCGCUCACCUCCCUGUACGUACGGUCCUGCCUCCCGGUCUCUUCUUGACACGUCUCAAAAGGCCCUCCUCUAUCCGUCUCAUCGCUCUCAGCGCUCACCUCCCUGUACGUACGGUCCUGCCUCCCGGUCUCUUCUUGACACGUCUCAAAAGGCCCUCCUCUAUCCGUCUCAUCGCUCUCGGCGCUCACCUCCCUCGCUCACCUCCCUGUACGUACGGUCCUGCCUCCCGGUCUCUUCUUGACACGUCUCAAAAGGCCCUCCUCUAUCCGUCUCAUCGCUCUCAGCGCUCACCUCCCUGUACGUACGGCCCUGCCUCCCGGUCUCUUCUUGACACGUCUCAAAAGGCCCUCCUCUAUCCGUCUCAUCGCUCUCAGCGCUCACCUCCCUGUACGUACGGCCCUGCCUCCCGGUCUCUUCUUGACACGUCUCAAAAGGCCCUCCUCUAUCCGUCUCAUCGCUCUCAGCGCUCACCUCCCUGUACGUACGGCCCUGCCGCUCCCUCUCGCCACCCCUUCAAUGCUCACCUCACACAUUCCCACGCCUAUGGCACCCCACUUACCCAUCACAUCACACCCACUCUCUUUUUGCCAUGUCCCUGUUCCCCCCUUGCCGCUACUCCUGCAUCGCAUUGUCUGCUUCUGGGGUACAACUGGUUCUAUGGCUCAAUCCCCACCACCAUCUCCCAGCUCUCCAAAUUAACCGGCCUGUCCCUCUUCUCCAACUACCUCACCGGCUCGCUCCCCUCACUCCCCUCCUCCCUCCUUGCCCUCGACAUAGCCUACAACUUCCUCUCCGGUUCCCUCCCCACCCUCCCCUCCACCCUCUCCCACUGCGCCGCCGAACACAACUGCCUCGUACCUGCCGCUGCUGCUCCCUGCGCUCGCUUCGGCUCCACGCAACGCCCUGCCGCAGUGGCGGGGGCAGCAGCAGCGACGGCGACAGAGCGGUGUGCGGUGUGCGGGAUGGGGACGGCGACGGAAGAAAGCGUUUGCUUUGAUGGGGAGUGUGUUGUGUCUGUGGCCCCAGCUGUGGUUCUGGCGGGGCCCAACGGACCAGUUCAAGCCGUGCAGGACCUCCAGUGCACAGGUGGGUAUGUUUGUGUGGGAGAAGGAGAGAGGAGCUUUGAUGGGGAGUGUGUUGUGUCUGUGGCCCCGGCGCUCAGGUGGGGCCAAACGGGCCGGCUCAAGCCGUGCAGGAUAUGCAGUGCACAGGUGGGUAUGUCUGUGUGGGAGAAGGAGAGAGGUGCUGGGACGGGCACUGCUUGGUGCCUGUGCCUCCAAAUGAGGUUCAGUCGGUAUCACUGGUGGUUCACGCGGGGCCGUGUCAAGCUGUGCUGGAUCACAAUGUUCGGGUGUUCGGGUGUGUGUGCUGUGUGUGCACCUUAUCUCCUUCCCCAUGCAUCCACCUCAUCCCCUUCCCCAUGCAUCCACCUCAUCCCCUUCCCCAUGCAUCCACCUCGUCCCCUUCCCCAUGCAUCCACCUCAUCCCCUUCCCCAUGCAUCCACCUCAUCCCCUUCCCCAUGCAUCCACCUCAUCUCCUUCCCCAUGCAUCCACCUCAUCCCCUUCCCCAUGCAUCCACCUCAUCCCCUUCCCCAUGCAUCCACCUCAUCUCCUUCCCCAUGCAUCCACCUCAUCCCCUUCCCCAUGCAUCCACCUCAUCCCCUUCCCCAUGCAUCCACCUCGUCCCCUUCCCCAUGCAUCCACCUCAUCCCCUUCCCCAUGCAUCCACCUCAUCUCCUUCCCCAUGCAUCCACCUCAUCCCCUUCCCCAUGCAUCCACCUCAUCCCCUUCCCCAUGCAUCCACCUCAUCUCCUUCCCCAUGCAUCCACCUCAUCCCCUUCCCCAUGCAUCCACCUCAUCUCCUUCCCCAUGCAUCCACCUCAUCCCCUUCCCCAUGCAUCCACCUCAUCCCCUUCCCCAUGCAUCCACCUCAUCCCCUUCCCCAUGCAUCCACCUCAUCCCCUUCCCCAUGCAUCCACCUCGUCCCCUUCCCCAUGCAUCCACCUCAUCCCCUUCCCCAUGCAUCCACCUCAUCCCCUUCAUCCUUUUCUCCACCCUUGCCUCAUCCCCAUCCUUCUACCCCGCUCCCACCCACCCACCCACAUCCAUUCUGCUCCAUGCAGGCAGCUCACAAGCUUCGAUGUCGGUUGCUACAGUGACUGCUCUUUUAUCUCUCAAGAGCGCCUUGGGAGUGACGGCCACGGCAUGGGGCAGUGGGGGGUGCAGUGUGGAGGGAUACACCUCGGGCUCUGACUGGCCCGGUGUGGCGUGCGACUCCCUCGGGAACGUUGUCUCCAUUGACUUGACAAGUCAUAAGCUCAAGGGGUCCAUGACUCCAUGGCAGCGGAUGGCAGCACUCUCACAUCACCCAUCCUCCGUGUUGCCUUGCCUUUCACCCGGGCAAUCCAUGCAUGCUCACUUCCAUGCUCUCAUGCUCUCAACCCUCGUGCCUCUUCUGCCUGGCAGUGACUUGACGAGUCAGAAGCUCAAAGGGUCCAUGGCCUCGGAUGUCAUCGCUCUCACAUCGCUCACUCGCCUCACCUUCGACAGCAAUCUAUUCUGGACGCCUCUUGCCUCCUUUGUCUCCUACUUCUCCUCCCUCUCCAGCCUCGUCGUGCUCGACCUGCAAUACAACUGGUUUUACGGUACACUGCCCGCCUACCUGCUCGACCUCCCCAACCUCACCAGCCUCGCCCUGGGAGGCAACUACCUCACGGGCACCGUACCCAAGCCCACUGCAACCACCCUUGGCAAGCUCACACUCACCAGCAACUUCCUCACAGGCUCGGCGGAGCAAGAGGUGGCGGGGAGGGUGGAGGUUGAGGAGGGGGAGAGGGUGGUGGUUGGGGAGGAGAUGGGGGAGGGAGAGGUGGAGGGGAGGGUGGUGGUUGUGGAGGGGAGGGGGGAGGGAGAGGAGGGGAGGGAGGAGGAAGGGGAGGGGGAUAGGGUGGUGGGGAGGGAGGAGGAUAGGGAGGGGGGCAGGGUGGGGAAUCGGCUGGGGAGGGAGGCGGAUAGGGAGGGGGGGAGGGUGGGGAAUCGGGUGGGGAGGGAGGGGGAAAGGGAGGGGAAAAGGGUGGGGAAUUGGGAGGUGAGGGAGGAGGAUAAGGAGGGGGGAAGGGUGGUGGGUGGGGAGGAGGGGAGGGGGGAGGGGGAGGAGGAAGAGAGGUGGGAGGGGAGGGUGGGGGUGAUGGUAGUGGGGGAGUGGACAGGGGAGGAGUGUCAGAAAGCGGAGGUGAUGGGGGAAAGGGAGGUGGGGGGAAGGGAGGCGUUGUUGCUUCAGGAGGCGAGGGGGGAGAGAGAGGAGGGAGGGAGGGUGGUGUAUCUGGAGCAUUGGUGGGGGAAGGUAGGGGUGAUAGUGAUGAGGGGAUGGGAGGAGGCUGAGAGAGUGAGGCAGAAAGAGGGGGUGAUGGGGGGAAGGGAGGCGAGGGAAGCGGAGGAGCUGUUGCUUUGGGAGGGGAGGGGGGAGAGAGAGGAGGAGAAGGUGGGGAGGGUGGUGAGUCAGGAGUGA